ACCACCUUUACAAUGGUGUGGUGAGUCUGAAGGUGACAGGGUGUGAACGUUCCAACUCUGUGAUGCAUUGUUAAGGAUGCAACUGACGAUUACCGCGCUGGUUUCAUUCCACAUCCAUACCAAUCGUAGGUCAAAUACCGAGGAAUUCUGGAAAGCUCAUGAGAAGAAAAGAAGGUGCAUUCCUCGACGUUCGAGCCCAUUUCGCAAAAUGAAGAACCCGAGUCUCGCACGGCCGACAAACACGCAAAUGCCGUUCGCAUCAAUGUUUGAUGCGAACAGGGUCUCCAGAGUCAAUUCUUUCGGAGAAAUAAAAGCAACCAAUCACUGCCAUUCGGAGAGCGAAAAGCAACCCAUUUUUGGUGAAAACCCUCGUUGCCAUGGUCAGAUUUCCGGCGCCGACACGAACACACCGCAAGACGCUGCAAUAAAAAGCAGGAUAAGAUGAAGAUCUCCUCAGUCCUUUCUUGCGUGUUGCUUUCCGACUCUCAUCUCAACAGGCCGCACACUCCUGGCCUUGCCUUUCAUUCACACGACACAUUCGUUUUAUAACUAAAGCCCACUAACACCCUCCUUCUUGCUCCCCGCCCCCAGCCGUCCAAUCCGACCAUGAAAUUCAGCGUGACUCUCGUUUCUCUUACUCUUCUCUUGGCAGGAUCUGUCGAGGCUGCUCAUGUCAAGCGCGGUAACAACCAUCGUCGCCACAACGGUCCGUCCGCCACUUUCAUCGCGCCGACAAGUCAACCCACCGCAACUGCUAUCCCCUCUCCCGCUCCCUCUUCCCCCAGCACCGGCGAUGGAGCUAGCAAGCGUGGUCUUGCUUUUAACGAUGUUAACUUGACCAAGAACUUCAACUCCCCCAAGGUCACCUGGGCGUAUAACUGGGCGUCGUCGCAUCAGGGCGAUCUCCCCGGUGGCGUUGAGUUCGUGCCUAUGCUUUGGAGCGCUGACGGCAGCAAGACCAACGUCUGGCAAGAUGAUGCCACGGCCGCUAUUGCCUCAGGCUCGAAAUAUCUACUUGCCUUCAACGAGCCCGACCUUGGUGCCCAAGCCAACAUGUCACCCGAAGUUGCCGCCGAAGCGUACAAAACCUACGUGAACCCUUUCGCCGGUAAGGCCAAGCUUAUCGCUCCUGCUAUCACCAAUGGUGGUGCUCCUAUGGGUACCGACUGGCUUGACCGGUUCUUGGCUGCGUGUGGUACCGAUUGCCACAUUGAUGGUUUCGCAUUCCACAUUUACGACUCUGCAAGUAACACCGAUUAUUUUAAGACCUACAUCAGCGACUUUGUCUCCAAGUACAGCAAAGAUGGGAAAGAGUGCCUUCUCACCGAGUUUGGCGCCAGUGGUUCUUCCGAGGAACAGCAACAGUUCUUGAACCAAAUCCUGCCCGUCCUCGAUAGUCUCGAUGGUCUCACCCAUUACGCCUACUUUGGCACCCUGCCCGGUUCGCUUGUCAAUGGAGAUGCAAGCCGUACUGCCAUCGGUGAUACUUACGUCUCUGUAUAAACGUCAUAGACUUUCUCCCACUUCUUCCCUUCUUUCAUACCCUCAUUCGGUUCGUCAAGAUCGUUUGACACGCUCUAUUCGCUUGCUUGCUAGAUCGUUAGAAUCUUUUGAAGGGUCGGAGCUGAUCUGCCCCUGCCCCAUUACUAGUACAGUAACUGCUUUUACUGUUGGCUGUUAGUUGUUUAUACCAGUAAAUUUCGUGUGCUUUCCUGGCUUAAUGCAAAGAGACUGAACAUACGGUGCGUGUGAAGACAGUGUUAUAGUGUUCGUCUAUCUAUUCGACGCUGUCCCGAAGAGGGGAUGUGCGCUCCAAUAGUGUUGAUGCAAUGGUUAGACAGAUAUAUCCUUAGGUAUGAGAAUUUAUGUCUCUAUCUACUACGUACAGUACUUAGUCCUUAAGAAGUGAGAUCCAUCGUUUCACUCAUCGGGGUCGGUUUGGCGACAGUUAACGUGUAAUUAAAAUGUAGCACUCCGCCGACUACGGCUUCGGUGGCUAGAAAGUGCACCACAAUUUCGCGGCACAAGGGGGUGUAAAAGAUUGCAAUGCC
Molecule: messenger RNA, 2051 nt
Organism: Somion occarium
Lineage: Eukaryota; Fungi; Basidiomycota; Agaricomycetes; Polyporales; Cerrenaceae
Source: the annotation of a GenBank genome assembly